Molecule: messenger RNA, 883 nt
Organism: Aspergillus aculeatinus CBS 121060
Lineage: Eukaryota; Fungi; Ascomycota; Eurotiomycetes; Eurotiales; Aspergillaceae
Product: flavin reductase family protein
Exons: 2
Coding region: 42-743 (233 amino acids)
Molecular function (GO): FMN binding
Source: RefSeq, a predicted model, not a curated record
CUUAGCACCAUUGCGCAAAUACAGAACGCAUUGCACCGAAAAUGUACUACGAACCCGGCGUGACCGAGCAUAACCUCCCGCAUGAUCCCUUCAAGGCAUGUGUAAUCCCCCGCCCGAUCGGCUGGAUCUCCACGCAAUCCCCGGACGGGCAAACCAGCAAUCUGGCGCCGUACUCGCAAUUCAACAACCUGACCUUCGACCCGCCGUACGUGAUGUUCUCGUCCAACCAGACAGCCGCCGAAACCCGCAAGGACACGGUCGUCAACGCCGAGGCCACGGGCUCGUUCGUGUGGAACCUGGCCACCUACGACCUCCGCGAGGCCGUCAACAUCUCCGCCGAGCAGUUCCCGUACGGGGUGAAUGAGUUCGAGAAAGCCGGGGUCACCAAGGAGCCCGCCUCGCUGGUCAACGUGCCCAUGGUCCGGGAGAGUCCCGUAAAGUUCGAGUGCAGGUACCACUCCACCAUCCGGUUGCCGGGGAACCCGCCGAUGGGGACGGUGGAUGUCGUCAUUGGACGGGUGGUGGCGGUGCAUAUCAAGGAUGAGGUGCUCACAGACGGAAUCCUGGAUGUCAGGAAGACGAGGCCGAUUGCCCGCUGCGGGUAUUAUCAGUAUACGGUCAUUGAGAAUACGUUCGAUAUGGUGAUUCCGGGGAUGUCGGAGGAUGUGCUGUAUGGCUUAGAGGGGAAUGCGAAGAGGAAUCGCCUGAGGAAUGAGAAAGGGGAGAAUAAAGAAGAGGAGUAGAUUGGUAGAGUUAAUCCUUCUGAGUAUCUAGAUCUAAGGCAUUGCUUGUUGGAGGUCAGCUUUUGCACCUUUUCUUGGAUGAAGAUUUCAGCCAGGUGGAACUGAAUAGGUACCCUGAUACUGCACGUUCAUCAGACGAC